UUUCGCAUCCGUUUUCGGUGGAAUAGUGUCAGUCGUAAAAACCGAUCAGACCGAGUAAAAUGCAUCGCGUGCGUCUCGAGAUGUGCCGUAUCUCGCUUCUAGUUCUUGCCUGCAUCUCUGCGUUUACGGACGUCGCAAUCGCGUUAUGUACCACCAGUAAAUACGACAAUGGACUUCACGAACGUGUGAUAUGCUUCAAUCUGACGAAUAAUUUAAGUGCCGCUAUAAAUUACGGCGGGCCGAUCGUAGGGGACAUGAUGAUUUUUCAAUCGCGGAUAGAAUAUAUUUCCGAUCGAUCGUUCCUGAGAUACGCUAAGAGCUUAGUGUCUCUGAAUAUGCGCGACUGCGGUAUCAGAGAAAUUUCCGGCCACGCCUUCGACAGUAUGACGUACAUGGCGAAGCUCAGCCUGUCGUAUAAUAACAUAACGUCGGUGAAGGAUCAGUGGUUCGUCGAUCUAAUAUCUUUGAAGCAAUUGGAUCUCUCGUACAAUCGCAUCGCGUCUAUCGAGUACGCGGUCUUCGAAAAAUUGCGGGGCCUCAAACGACUCGACGUUAGGGAGAACCUUUUGACGUGUCUGGAACCGGCCCAACUCGUACCCAUGACAGGCAUCGAAAAGUUUCGCUUUUCCGGAAAUCCUUUGACCUUCCAGUGCCGCGGCAAGUUGACGUUGUGGUUAAAAGAUCUGGGGAUAAAUUACCAAACUGAGGAACGCGUAGAGGAAAACUGGUUGGACAGUAUAUUGUGGCUCUGUGCCGCGUACGACGGCAAAGUGGCCGAUUCCGAAGUCUUGAUGAAGGAAUGCGUUAUUCUGAAUCUAUUCAAUCAACUUCGCACUGGCCUAACCACGGCAGAAUCCUAUCCCUUAUCCGUUCCGCAGGAAUGUAUAUACGCGAGAAACGAGCUCACGAAAUGCGUCGCUGCAGAUCGAAGACUUGGCAGGGAAGUUACCACUAACGGACACGUUGUUAGAAAAUUAUUACGACAGUUGAGGGAAUCAAAAUCAACCGUAUAAUGAGCGCAGCAGACACAAAUUUAAAAAUAAAAAUAAUAUAUUGCUAUCAAAUUAA
This is a messenger RNA of Nylanderia fulva, 1068 nucleotides long. RefSeq lists its product as uncharacterized. NCBI's taxonomy places the organism in Eukaryota, Metazoa, Arthropoda, Insecta, Hymenoptera, Formicidae. The record is from RefSeq and is a predicted model, not a curated record. Gene Ontology annotation, molecular function: protein binding.